This is a messenger RNA of Drosophila navojoa, 1097 nucleotides long. Its product is annotated as putative phosphatidate phosphatase. Gene Ontology annotation, cellular component: plasma membrane. Gene Ontology annotation, biological process: signal transduction; phospholipid metabolic process; phospholipid dephosphorylation. Gene Ontology annotation, molecular function: phosphatidate phosphatase activity. Lineage: Eukaryota; Metazoa; Arthropoda; Insecta; Diptera; Drosophilidae. The record is from RefSeq and is a predicted model, not a curated record.
CGCCUGGGUGCUUGAUGCGAUCAGUAAAGCGCAAGCUGCCUAACUGAACGGAUCAUGAGUUUCGAUCUAGAAAUCAGAGGAGUGUCCCUUCAGCGCGGACAGUUCCGUCUCCUGCUGGACGUAACGCUGCUUGGGUUGUUACUCCUGCUGAGGACGUAUUUCAAAGAUCUAUGGCCGCCAACAACACAACGAGGCUUCUUCUGCGACGACGAGUCACUAAUGUAUCCCUACCGGGAGAGCACGGUGUCCUCCCUCAUGCUUCAUUGUAUCAGUAUCUAUUUUCCGAUGAUGGCUUUGCUGAUCCUGGAGACCAGUCGAGCUUGGCAGGGGAGCCGCCAGUACUGGUAUGUGUACAACACCUUGCGCUGGUUCAUUGUGGGCUAUUCCGCGCAAUCACUAUUAAAGGAUAUGAGCAAGAAUGUUAUCGGAAGGCUGCGUCCCCAUUUCUUUGAGGUCUGUCGGCCGCAGCUGCCCGAUAACGGCUUCUGCUCAGAUGAAGUUAAUCGGAGCGGCGGUGUCUAUCACACAGUUUACAGGUGCCGCACGGAUCUAUCGGGGGCCACCGAGGAGAUGCUCGCCGACAUCCACGUCUCCUUUCCUAGUGGCCACUCCAGCAACACUUUCUACGGCCUGCUCUUCUUGGUUCUCCACUUGGAGCGCAUCCGCUGGCCGCUGCCUGGCAGCUUGCUGCGUCCAGUGUGCCAGCUGCUCUGCGUCUGCCUAGCCUCAUUUGUCGGCCUUAGUCGAGUCAUGGAUUAUAAGCACCACUCGUCGGAUGUUGUGGCCGGUUCGCUGCUGGGCGCCGCCAUUGCCUUUGCGGCUGUCCGGGCGGCAGGGCUGGACGAGCGCCUGCGUCUAGCAAGCGGCAGAGGGCAAAAUGCAAAUACGUCGCCAGCCAAGCCAGCUGCUCCUACUCCUGUUGCCAUGGCUGCCUCUGCUGGUGGCUCUGCUGGUGCCCCUGUCGAAGAGGACCCCGGAGCGAAGCAGCUGCCGCAUGAUUUGUGCCAAGUUACGUGCCACAGCUCUAAUUAGUUUUAGUUGCGUUUCAGCCCUAGCUUGUUAAAGCAACCGACAGUAAAGAUGGACAAUUAAAAGUG